This is a messenger RNA of Phasianus colchicus (ring-necked pheasant), 7775 nucleotides long. The record is from RefSeq and is a predicted model, not a curated record. NCBI's taxonomy places the organism in Eukaryota, Metazoa, Chordata, Aves, Galliformes, Phasianidae.
AUGCCCAGUGUCGCGGCGGGCGCCGGCCGUGAGUCAGUGGCGGCGCGGCUGACGGGGCAGGGGCGGGCCCGGCGCGGAGGGCGGCCCGCCUCGGCCGGGCGAUGCCUCAGCGCGGCGGCAGCGGGGGGGCGGGCGGAUAGCGGCAGCGGGGACGCGGCGCGGCCGCCCUGCCUUUCCCUGCCCGCCGCCGGCCUUUCCUCCGCCCCUUCCCUCGCCCCCUCCCUCCCCCCGCCCGCUCCGGCGCCCGUCUCGGCCGGCGCUCCGGGCGGGGAGGAAGGGCCGGGAGCCGCCUCCCGCUGCCCCCGGCCGCCCCCUCCCCAUGCAGCCCGGCCCGCCGCGGGGAGCCCUCCCCGGGGGGAUGUUUCCGCGGCCGCCGCCGGGAUAAGCGGCGCCCGUCCGCCCCCGCCUCGGACGGAGGAUGCUGCCCGCGCCGCGGCGGGCUCCGACUCGGGCAGCGGCGGCCGCCAACCCCUCCUCGGCUCCGGGCAGCGUCGCCGGCCAGAGAUGACUUCAAGGCACCAGGCGGACUGGAUCCCCUACAGUGUUCUGGAUGAUGAGGGGAGCAACCUGCGUCAGCAGAAGCUUGACAGACAGCGAGCAUUGCUAGAACAGAAGCAGAAGAAAAAGCGCCAGGAGCCAUUAAUGGUUCAGUCCAAUGUGGACAGUCGCACAAGAGCGCGUAGAACGAAGCAUUCGGAAGAACAAGCACCACUGGUUGAAUCAUAUCUUAACAGCAACAGCAGCACCAUAUACCAUGUACAGGAGGCCGAACAGGAAGAUGUAAAGGUGGUAGUGGAUGCCCAAGCUCCGAAAUCAACUAAAAAAGCCAAGGCAGCAUCUGCAAGCUGUCAGACUGGCAGUGCCAGAAAGGAGAAAAAAGGGAAACACAAAGGAAUUGAUGGCCCAGCUGCUUUUCAAGAUGAUGUUCAGAAAGCAGGAAGUCAAGUGCAGAUUCUCACUGUUGGGCAGUCUAGCCAUGAUGAAGAUGAUGGAGAGAAAAUGGCUACUGGCCAACAACAGCAAAGCAAACAGGAUCUUAAAACAGCAAUGCAGAAAAAGGAUCCCCAUGCAAAUACAUCCUGGUCCUCUUCCACCUCCCAGUCCAGUCUUGUUGCCUUGGAUCAUGCUCCUGGCAUUUCAAGCAGCAUGAAUUUUGAUGAGGAAGAGGAUGAGGAAGAUGCAGACAGCUCUAGCUCUUCCCAGCUAAACAGUAACACCAGGCCUGGUUCUGCCACAAGCAAGAAAUCCAGUAAGGAAGUGGCCUCAGCCCCUAGUCCUUCCACAAAUGAGCCUCUCAUAGAUGUUGAUGACCUGGAGGAAUUUGCUGUAAGACCUGCUCCACAGGGUGCCACCGUCAAAUGCAGAAUCACAAGAGACAAGAAAGGAAUGGAUCGUGGGAUGUACCCUACCUAUUACCUCCACUUGGAAAGGGAGCAUGGUAAAAAGGUAUUUCUAUUAGCUGGAAGGAAACGAAAGAAGAGUAAAACCUCUAAUUACCUCAUCUCCAUAGACCCAACUGACCUGUCUCGAGGUGGAGAGAGUUUUAUUGGAAAACUGAGAUCAAAUCUUAUGGGAACUAAGUUUACAGUUUAUGACAAUGGAGUAAAUCCAAUGAAAACAACAUCAAGCCUGGAGGCGAGUGUCCUGCGUCAGGAGCUAGCUGCUAUUUGUUAUGAAACAAAUGUCUUGGGCUUUAAAGGACCUCGUAAGAUGAGUGUGAUCAUACCAGGAAUGAAUAUGGACCAUGAAAGAGUUUCCAUCAGACCACGAAAUGAACAUGAGACACUGCUUGCAAGAUGGCAGAACAAAAACACAGAGAGUGUCAUUGAGCUGCAUAACAAAACUCCCGUCUGGAACGACGACACCCAGUCCUAUGUUUUAAAUUUCCAUGGUCGAGUCACACAGGCCUCAGUGAAAAACUUCCAAAUUAUUCAUGAUAAUGAUCCUGACUACAUAGUGAUGCAGUUUGGCCGCGUGGCUGAGGACGUGUUCACCAUGGACUACAACUACCCAAUGUGUGCUCUACAAGCCUUUGCUAUUGCCCUUUCAAGUUUUGACAGCAAGCUGGCUUGUGAGUAAAGGGGCAUGGGAGAGCAUCCUCUCAGAGGAAUCGGUUUGCCAUAUGAUUCCCAAUUCCUGCCGGUGUCACUUAUGGUCCGUGCUAAGGUCAGGGAGAAUGCAGUUGUGGAGGACCACUGGAUUGCUGGAGAGAAAUGUAAAAGGAACCUUUUAAAAAUUCAGGACAUUCAGGAAAUAAUGCUUUUCUUUUUUUUUUUUUUUCCUUUUUCUGUCAUAUUUUUUUCUGGAAGUGGCAUCGAGUUUGUGUAAAUAGAAGUUCUAUCUCAUGUCCUUGAUUACGUUCUGGAGAUGUGCCAUGAUAUACUGUACCGUGGCUCUAGUAGCACCAUUAUAACGGUGUGUCUUUUUUAAAUCCAGAAAGUGUGCUCUCAACAAAUUUCUUUUUACAUUUUAAGAAUUAUUCCAAGGCUGCAAUCGUUCCUCAAGGUUGCAUUCUUACAUCGAAUAAUCAGAACUUCACUUCAUCCAACGUGAAAGAAAGAUCACAAAAAAAAAUAUAAUGCACUUUUUUGAAUUUGUAAGGAUCUCAUGUAGCUUACGGCCAAGUCUGAGGGUUGAAAACCUAUCUGGACUGAACUUGAUCCAUCACUAUUGUACCUGUAGAGAAGGGCAUGAUGAAUUUUAAUCACAGUAGGAGGAAAAGGAGAAGUAGAAAGCACAAAAUAAUGUUGCACAAGUCACUUAAAUUCUAAGCUGUCUUUAUGUUUUAACAUCUAUAUGCUUUUUAAUUUGUUUCAAAUGAAAAUGUAUGGGGGAGUACAGAAAAGGGAAAGCUCUAGAUGCCAAGAAAUCAUAACGUACGUUGAAUUUGGCAUGUUGCGUGUUGGGAAUUUAUAGCCUUGUAUUGCUGUGGUGAUUCAAACGUAUUUUGUAUGAAGUGAUACAAACAGUUGGGUAAAGGCUCUCUGCAGAGAAUCUUUUUAUUUGAAGCAGGCUGUGUAAAGCUGAGGAAGGUAAAUGGAAAUAUUUUAUUAAAUCUGUCUGGCCUUUUGCGAUUUCACUAUUUGUUGACUGCAUUUUUUUGAACUUUCUGCAACAACCACUUUUCAUAUUUAUUUCCCAUUGUAAGAAUGCCUGAAACCAGGUGAAACUGUGUAUGUUGUUCUGUGAUGCAAACGUGCCAGCUACUGAGCUAAAUCCUUCUAGGCAAAAUGUAGCGUAUGCUGCAUACAAAUCAGCUGUUGGAAGGACACCCAGUAGCUUAAAAUAGUGUGAGGUUUUUGUCUCGUUUUUUCUGAUUUGAAUGGGAUAUAUAAACAAAUACCAUUUCAAAACACAAGCGAAGAACGAGCUUCUCUUCUUUCCUAAAUGUCUUAGAAGCCAAGAGCUGCAACUGAAAGCACAGCAUAAAGCACCUUUAAAAAAAAAAAAAGAAUCUUUUUGCCAUUGUUCCAUAUAAUGUAAUUGCCAAUGAGUCGUGGAGUAACAGGAUCUAUGUGUCGUUCACCAGAAAGGUACUGAAAUGUGAGUAAAGAGCAAAAGUAGUUGUAUUUUAUACUGUGUGUACUCAGAUCCACCUUUUUACUCUUUACGGACUUGUGUUGCACAACCAAAGAUUACAUAAGGAGAAAAUGAGAUCAAAUCUGCUUGUCUCGUAGCUGUCAGCUCCUUUUAUACGAUAGAGGCAGGCCAUAAGGAGUGGUUGUGCCAUCUGGACUGUAUAAUUUCAACUAAUAAAAGAAAUAUGCUGUCUUCUUCACGUUUUGCCUUCAGGUCUCUUUCCCAGUAUACGGGCAAGAAAAUUUCAGAAAGAUAAGGGAUGGAAAUAAGUAAUGCUGUCAUUUUUUUCUAAUUUUUUUUUCUAUGAGAAAACUCUGCUGGCUUUGAGCAGUGUGUUGUUGAUGGACUCAGCCUGUCAAAUGUCAUCUUUCAAUAGCAGGAGGCUCUGUCAUUUUUUCAGAUCUCUUUACAGGAAGCUUUUCCAGGCAGUGGUAUGAAGUGGAAAGGCACCUUUUGUUUGAGACAGAAGAGCAGUCCGUUCCCUCAAAGAACGUUCAAAAUGAUGAGUCAUGAGCUGAUGUCUGAUAGUGAGCACUUUGGACAUGGAUGCUUUCUUUUUCUGUAUAUUCUGUGGUUUCCCACUGCUUCACAUUCUCAUCCAUGAUCUCACUUUGGCUUUUAACAGAGGGACCCUUAUGCCUUUGGUUACCUUCCAUCAGUCCUCAAAAAUGAACUCCAGACAAAAGCAGUAUUUUUGCUUGAACUACUGCAAAAAGAGACAGGAAUUCUCGGUGCUGGUUUGUAGGCCUGAUUUGGAUUUCAAAAACUCUGCAGCAUGUGGAUGGUUGAACGUGUGGCUUAAAUUCUGUGGAUCACCACUCCUGUGUUGCCUUUGUAGCCUGGGAAAGUGACACCUGACAUAGUUUUCUGCCACUCUGUACAUAAAACUCUGUUAAAGAAACUAAGCGUCUUGUGGUGCAAAUAUACAAUGUGUUGGCUUUGAGAGCAGAGUUGGUUAAGGAGUGGUUAUUUUUAAUCCAGAUCUUAACAGUGGUCUCGCUUACACCCUGAUCCACAGGGAAUGGCAAGGAAGCUUGUGCACGAGAGUGAGAAUAAGGGGCAGGGGAAGGGCAGAGUUCAGCAUCUUGGGAUAGCAUUGCUGCCAGCACAUUGUAUAAACUCACUCUCACCGUGUAUUCUUUCCAGGCCAGGAAUUUUUUUAACCUGUAAGCAUGCCAGGAGGAAGGUGGUGCCUCAAACUCCCAUCAUCGUAACAGAAUCAGUCACACAGGGACAUCAGCCAACAUGCUGCUGAGAAAGAAGUGCCCCACAGUAAAUUUAGGUCACCGCAGGGAGGUGUUAACCUGGGACUAACAGCAAGAUUUGUGCCGAGUGCCCUUUGCCAAACCCCUGACUCCUCAUGGUUGUUGAGUGCAGUGCUCCUUUCCUUCACUUGACCUUCGCCCUUCGCUCCAGAAGCAGUUGCUCAUAAUUUGGACUAGCAGCUGUUUAAUUUCUGGUGGGCACUUUCUGAUGAAGCUGGGUUAGCGAUGCCAGCUGAUAUUACAAGUUUUCCAGCACAUCUGCAGAUUUUGUUUUGCUAACUUAGUAAAGUUGCAGCAGGUUCUGUCUGAGUCGUGCCUGAGACUGCACAGUCCCCACAGUUAGAUUGUCCUCCACAGCAGCAAUAAAUCUUGGAAUCAGGAUGUAUUUUCAGACAUAUGUGCAUCUGAAAGUAACACAGGAGUGGCAUACUCAUAUUGGCUGUGGCUUCUGGAGGGGCUGCACAUUUGUGUGCAAUAGAACAUAAUCUUGUUUACUCAGUGUGACAAAGAAUAGAAUGGUACCGAGCUGUGUAUUUCCUUCACACAGUCCUAGUGAGUGUUUGGAUACAGUAAAUUUAAUAUUAUUUAAACUCUUGCUAUUGAUAUUUUUUGCAUCUGCUGUUGAUUUUGGCAGAGAGUUGUAAACAAAUUCCUUGCCUGAAUUGCUUAUAGGCAAAUACUGCACGCUUUAAUGAAGUUCUUAAUCUAACUUGUCACUCUGUGUACAUCAAACAGUUUCUUCCUGGCCCUUUAUCUAAUUUUCUUCAUCUCUGAUGUUCUGUUCCUUCUCAUUCUGUUCACAAUCCCUUUAUCUUUUCUUCAGGGACGUGCAACUCAAAAGUGUUUAUUUUGACAAUAUUUCUCAGUGAUCUCUCCACAGAUGAAUAAUGCCUUUGGUGCACAUCCAGUGAUGCUCCCACAAUAAAAGCCUUAUCACAGGGGGGAAUUUGGCCCUUUGGCUUUUCAGUGGAGUAAAUUAACACAUUAAAAAGGAGUAGAUAGAAAAGCUUGCCUAAAAUGUAAUCGCAAUUUCUCUCAGUAAACAUUGGGUAAACCAGAAUUUCCAAAUCACUGGUUGCAAAUCAAUGAGCAGAGCAGUCCGCAAGCCUGGAGGCAGACUGUUAUACAAAUUCCCUUUGUAGUGCUGCCUUAUUUUUCUUUUCAAAAGGCUUAAAGCAAUUCUGUGAACUGAAAUGUGCCAGUGCCCUAAAACAGUUUGUUUUCUAGAAGCUAAACACCACUCUGUUCCUUUUGUAGGCUAUGUGGCACGUAAAGGUGCACUCAUCCCAUAAAACAGCAAUGUUGUAGCACACUGUUAAAGAUUCUGAUGCUAAGAAGGCUGUAAGAAUGGUUUUGCAGUAAUGACUGGGCAGAUCUCUCACUAUUCACGUUGCCCUACCAUAGUGCCACAGAUCGCAUCCUUACGAGGGAAUGAAAGUGAAAGAGAUCUGGUGGAAAGAGUUGUUCACAAAAUCUGGUAGCUGCAUGAUUGAAAAAUGUUACUGUGGACUCAGAUGACGUUGUGGGGAACCAGUGCCAGAUUUUCUGGGUUUUUGCUUCCUUUGGAUAAAGAAAGAAGUAAGGGGGACUUACUUGCAACAAGCCCAGGCAUUUUUACCUGUAAAUAUUUGAUCCUGUGGAAUUCUAGCUAGUUCCCCCAUGCUAUCACAUUGCUCUCCUACACCUGUAUCUGCAAGCUUUUCCUUUUUUUAGAGAAGCAUGUGCUCACCAGUAAAAUAUCUUUAUUUGGCAAAUAAGGAUGGCACAUGACAGAACAGCAGUCACCUUUACUAGAAUUAGGUAAGACAGCUCUCAGGUAUUUCAAAUGCUCUUAUUUUUAUUACUAGAAGACAAGAAUUACAUAUAUAAAGCUUGAACUAAUCUUACUACAGAUAAUGUGCUACUUCAUGAACCUGUGUUGCUUCUGUUCUUCAUAUGAAAUAUACCUUUUGGGGUUCUGCUCUGUAAGUGUUCAAAGUUAAUUGUGUAAAUAUUCUUUCUGUUCGUGCCAGGGAACUAAGCAAAAGAUUUGCACAGCUCUCUCUUGGUAUUUUGCAUUGAAUUGCUGGCCCAGUAACGAUGCCUGUGUAUUGGAUGAUAAUGCAUUUCUAUGUUGUUUUCAUUUAACUGCCUAGAAAUUUUGGAUUCCCCCCUUUUCAGUAAGGGCAUGUUUAUCCAUACUGGCAAUGAAAAGACUUGAAUUUGCAUCCUGAAACCAUUUAAUGAAUGCAGUACGCUGGAUUGCUGAAUUGCUUUAGAAAGAGGACAUAAUUCAGAAAAAAUAUGCUUACAUUCUUGAGGGGAAAAAAAAGUUCACUUUAUAAAUUGGAUACAUCUAUAGCAGCAAUUUGAAAAUUACUCUCUAUGUUUUUUCCCCCCUUGGAUGUGACUCAGCUGCUCAAACUGUGGUUAAUGCAGACUUUGACUCCAUCAUCGUGCACAGCUGAUAAAAAAUGAGUCUCAUAACUUCAGACUACCUUUACAGUCACAUGGGAUGCUUACAGCGCAGUCUGUUCCCCACAUUUGUCCCUAUAAGUCUGUGUUUUCUACUGAGGUUAUCCCAGCUGGCACAGUGCUGUUAGAAGUAUCAGUAAUUUAUAGAGUGAACUUGCUCAAACUAAUAAUGUUGGCUGUAAACCUACUUAUAGAUUUUAGCAUUAAAAUCAAGCUAAUUUAAAGCUUACAGAUUGGGUAGUAUUUGUGCAGGAUUUUCUUUCCUUUAGCUUGUCUUGAAUAUUGGGCUCUCACAUAAGCAAUCAGCUCCUGGCCCUGUUCCAUACUGCAUCAGGGACUCGGCGUUAGGUCUGACCAUACAGACCUCCCUGCUCAGGUGGCACCACUUUGCUUUUGGGGAGCUUUCUGUUGACAGCUUUCUUUAUUGCACUGUCUUUCAAUACACCUCGGGGCCAAUCUGUUAUUCUCAUCAGGCAA